Messenger RNA from Carlito syrichta (Philippine tarsier), 1403 nucleotides. RefSeq names its product UDP-galactose-4-epimerase (gene GALE). The record is from RefSeq and is a predicted model, not a curated record. Gene Ontology annotation, cellular component: cytosol. Gene Ontology annotation, biological process: beta-D-galactose catabolic process via UDP-galactose, Leloir pathway. The coding region runs from base 1 to 1047 and encodes 348 amino acids. Lineage: Eukaryota; Metazoa; Chordata; Mammalia; Primates; Tarsiidae. Gene Ontology annotation, molecular function: UDP-glucose 4-epimerase activity. The transcript has 10 exons.
AUGGCAGAGAAGGUGCUGGUCACAGGCGGAGCUGGCUACAUCGGCAGCCACACCGUGCUGGAGCUGCUGGAGGCUGGCUACUCGCCCGUGGUCAUUGACAACUUCCAUAAUGCCUUCCGUGGGGGGGCCUCCAUGCCUGAGAGCCUGCGGCGGGUUCAGGAGCUGACAGGCCACUCUGUGGAGUUUGAGGAGAUGGACAUCUUGGACCAGGCAGCCCUACAGCGUCUCUUUAAGAAGCACAGCUUUAUGGCAGUCAUCCAUUUUGCGGGGCUCAAAGCUGUGGGCGAGUCAGUGCAGAAGCCUCUAGAUUAUUACAGAGUUAACCUAACUGGGACCAUCCAGCUUCUGGAGAUCAUGCGGACCCACGGGGUGAAGAACCUGGUGUUCAGCAGCUCGGCCACCGUGUACGGAAACCCCCAGUACCUGCCCCUGGAUGAGGCCCACCCCACGGGUGGCUGUACCAACCCUUAUGGCAAGUCCAAGUUCUUCAUUGAGGAAAUAAUCCGGGACCUGUGCCAAGCAGACAAGGCCUGGAACGCGGUGCUGCUGCGCUAUUUCAACCCCACGGGCGCCCACGCCUCUGGCUGCAUCGGCGAGGAUCCCCAGGGCAUCCCCAACAACCUCAUGCCUUAUGUCUCCCAGGUAGCAAUUGGGCGACGGGAGGCCCUGAAUGUCUUUGGCAAUGACUAUGACACAGAGGAUGGCACAGGCGUCCGGGAUUACAUCCAUGUUGUGGAUCUGGCCAAGGGGCACAUCGCAGCCUUGAAGAAGCUGAAGGAGCAGUGUGGCUGCCGGAUCUACAACCUGGGCACGGGCACAGGCUAUUCAGUGCUGCAGAUGGUUCAGGCCAUGGAGAAGGCCUCCGGGAAGAAGAUCCCGUACAAGGUGGUGGAACGGCGGGAAGGUGACGUGGCUGCCUGUUACGCCAACCCCAGCCUGGCCCACAAGGAGCUGGGCUGGACAGCAGCCCUAGGGCUGGACAGGAUGUGGGAAGACCUAUGGCGCUGGCAGAAGCAGAAUCCUUCGGGCUUCGGCGCGCAGGCCUGAGCCCUCCCCUACCAUGGACCAGAAAAGGAAAAGCAGCAGCUGCUUGCUCUCCAGCCUCUGGCAGGAACCCAGGGCCCUGAAGCCUCUGAGGCCAAGCCGAGGCACCCCCUACCUCAAAUCCCAGCUGGGCCUGCUCAGCCCACCAGGCAUGAGGCCAAGGGCUCCACUGACCAGGAGUCCAGGGUCUCUGACUCUUAACUUCCACAGGGUCCAGGAGCUCAUCAGGACCACCAAGCUCGAGCGAGGGGGCAGAGCUCUAGGGAAAAAAAAACCCUCCUCCUGGGCGCUAAUUUAUACUGCUCUGAAGGAGCUAUCCAAAGUAUUUAAAAUAAAAAAAGUUUUCUUACACUGGGGCA